This is a messenger RNA of Spathaspora passalidarum NRRL Y-27907, 1380 nucleotides long. RefSeq lists its product as uncharacterized. Lineage: Eukaryota; Fungi; Ascomycota; Pichiomycetes; Serinales; Debaryomycetaceae. The coding region runs from base 1 to 1380 and encodes 459 amino acids. The transcript is spliced from 4 exons. The record is from RefSeq and is a predicted model, not a curated record.
AUGAGUACAAUACUUCAAGGAGAUAAUUUCAUUGUAAAUGAUGAAUUUGUUAUACAUCCACAGACACAUAUGGUCAGAGAACAAUUCGACGUCCAGAUCACUGAAACUGGAAUUUUAGAAAAUGAUGGUGUUUUCAUGGCGUCCACUAGAGAUUCACCGUACCCUUUAGACUUUAUGUGGACUGGAGAUUUUAAAAACACGGGAAAUUUCACAUUGCACUCUGAAGGAAGUUUUGGUGCAUCCAUCUACUAUAUUAAGUCAUUAAAGUUCAGAAACACUGGAACUAUGAUUUUGGAUUAUGUAGGCGAUGGACUUGAAAGACAUUAUUACUCAUUAGAGGCUCCUGAUUGGGAAAAUCGAGGGUUGAUUGAAAUCAGAAAUGAAUCUCCAAUACUAGGAGAGUACAUCCAAGGAGGAAACUAUCAUAAUUUGACAAAUACCGGUAUUAUAAAAUUGCAGAGACAGAAAUAUUAUAUUGAUUCGGUACAUGUUUUAGGAAAAGGAUGUGUAUAUCUUAACGAUGGGUGUGAAGUAGAAAGUUUUACUGAAUGUACCAAUCAAAAUUAUGUUUUGGGUAAUAAUACCAUUUUUACUGUUCAUAAUAGAUACAAAAGAAGCUUUCAUAUUUCUAAUUUUGGCAAGGGUAAAUUUAUCGAAGUGGAAUACUUUCUUCCGGGGCCUGAUGCUAUAUUGUACAACCCUGAGUCUGGACACUUGACUUUAACUACGGUAGACAGAUCUACUCACUUUUUUAUCGGUAAGGGAUAUGACCUAAAAUUAUUUACAAUUGAUGACUCUGGUUAUCGUGUAGCUUAUGAGGGAGAAGUUCCUCCUGAUGCAAAUGAUGACAGUGAUUGUGGGGUAUUUCCUUAUGAUUCUCCAUUGUUGGUUGAUGAAUGUGAGCUGGACCCAAUAUCAUCAACAUAUACUAGCACAUUUGAAAGAGAAGCCACUACAUAUAUUGGUAUUGUGCAAGUGCAAACGGAUGAACGGGGUCUUUGGUAUACCAAGAUUCAUACUUUGGAGGAAAUGUUUUACAACACGAAUGCUGAAAGUGAUGAGACUGUAGCUCCUGAAAUGCUUACUAGAGCAACAAAAGAAGCAAAUUCUGCUAAAACCAACGAGAAUCCAGAAUCUGAGAAAUAUAAAGAAGGUGCUACAACCUACACUACUACAUAUGUAGACAAGGCUGGAGCAAGUAGAACUGGAAAAGUUAUGGUCACUAAUUCCAAAGGGAAAAGGUUCAGUACUACCAUAGAUCUUGGUACAAUUGAGUCCAUCACUUGCAUCACUACCACUAAUUUCACCGAAUGUGAACCUGAAACUUGCCCUGGUAAAGUUAUUUUUAACAAUACUAAGACUCUAUUUAUUGGCGGUUAG